Messenger RNA from Wyeomyia smithii (pitcher-plant mosquito), 2597 nucleotides. RefSeq lists its product as uncharacterized. The record is from RefSeq and is a predicted model, not a curated record. The coding region runs from base 47 to 2356 and encodes 769 amino acids. The transcript is spliced from 2 exons. Lineage: Eukaryota; Metazoa; Arthropoda; Insecta; Diptera; Culicidae.
AAGUUUUCAGUGCUGUGGAUAUAAGCAGGACAGAUUUACUUUCAGAAUGCCCAUCACGAUUUGUGAGUAUGAGUGUCUUGAAAAUGUCGGAAUUCUUCGCGAUAACGACCGUGAAGAGUUCAUCGAGAAAAUAACUUCGGGGGCAAAGAGAAUCAAUCAGUUGGGUUUUUCUGCACGACUUGCUUAUGCAGAUUUGGACAUCGAAAUUCGCAGCAAAUGCUACCUGAUGACCGUGGAUGAUAAUUUUGUGGCCAAGGUACGAGUCGAUAAUCCACAACUCAUCAUUCAAGCUGUCGGAUUCGAUGCGGCGAAGAGAAAUCUGCUUCAACAGCUGCGGAUUUCCGAAGUCCUACAGGACGAUCUGGCGACUGAACGGGAGACGAGGCAGUCCUCAGUAGUAGAGGCAAUUCAGAAUACCCUAAAGCAAAUGUUGGAGUACGGAAACAGAUCAGAAUAUGUUCAAUUGUGUUUUUUAAUAAGCAACCAUACUGCCAGCUUGGACUUUUAUCAGCUUUGUGAGGCCAUAAAAGCAAACGAAUCAAUAAGCACAGAACUGCGUUCUGCAGCAACAACAUUUUUUGACUUUGAAGCCCGUAUUGCUGCAAGAGAUAAGAUUUUGGCUCAGUUUAAUCAUCGUCAGUCGACAUCUGGUGCAAAACCAAUCGCUCAAUUACGCAAAAUUGUAGAUGAAAACAUUACUGCCUACAGGAAGCAACUAUUGGAAAUUGCACCGUUCUAUUUGAGACACUUUCUCACCAAUUGCAGCAACGAUCGAAUAACCUUCGUGUCUAACAAAGAUGUCGCUCUAUUCUCUGAUAUGACGGAAAGCCUAGAUAAAGAAAUAUUUCAGAAACCGCUUACCCACCUUGCUGUUCGUUGGAUUAAUUCAGUGGAGAAAUUAACAGCAACUAAACCGCUCCCAGUAAAUGGAUUGAUCAAUACGGCUUUCUAUCUACUGGCAAAAAGCGUGCAGCAAUUGGUUAUUGAAAUCAGUGAUCAAACAGACCACAAAGCGGAAGAUCUUCUCAUAAGUGACAGUUCGUCUGGAUGGCAUUCGAUCAGAAUGAUUACUUGGAAGUCUAAGAGCGUGUUGACAAAAUGUUUGGAGCGGGAAUAUUUUUUCAUCUUCAAGCUAUUGAGGCAUUUCGAUCUUAAUGAUGAUAGUGAAGAGCAACCUUCUAAGUACAUUCGAAAGUUGAUUGAAGAACGAACAUUUAACUUAUCACCAGAACAACAUAUGACAUGGAACCAACUCGCGAGAACAACAACACCUACUCUAGGAGUGGAUGGUGGAAGCGAUAUCAGUUCAAUGAACAUCGCUGACGAAAAGUACAUUUGGUAUUGUCUACUGGGUGACGUUCUUUUCCAUACUCUACCACCAGAAUAUAAAUUUGAUUGCUUCAAAACCAUCUUCGAGAGCUACGUGGAAUUUAUGAUUGAGGCUGGUCCCAAUCAGAUGGAAAUGCUGCGUGUUAUUACUCACAGUACAGCCCGUUUUAUAAUACAAACUAUGACGUGCCUGGCACAAAAAGAUUGCUCCACGAUUGACCAUCAAAUUUUGCAAAAACAACUCAACUUAAUUUAUGCUAGAUCGCUUCAACUCUUUUCCACUCCAACCAGCUUCCGAGAUUUGGUUAAUGAGUUCACCAUAUAUUGGAAACAUAGAGAAGACAUUUUAACUGUACUUCCAACCAAAAUCUGUCUUUUUGAGAUGGAAUCACUGAUAAAGGUUUUGCUGGAAAUUGUUUCGACUGCUUUGGAUAAAAAUGUCACUUUGGAAAUCUGGGAAUCCUUUUUCAAAUCAUACAAUGAGCUCUUGAUGGAUUUGAAUAAAGUUCAAUACGAUUGGUAUGUAAAAGCUUUCCCUGGCGUCAGCAUGACUACGUUAGAAAAUUUAAAACUUAUUGAAAUAAUCGAUAACAGAUGGGCAACUACAGAACAUAAAACUUAUCGGGUUACAGAAGUGGAAAAGUUUGCCAAAGCAACAUCAGCAUUUCUCGAAAAUUCAUCAUACCCUAAGCAUUAUGUUAUAGACGUAAUACUAACGAUGUUGUCUUAUGUUAUCAACCACCUAACGAAAGUCCAGUGGAAGUCAGGUACUAGACUAUCCGAAGUGGAACAACUCUGUACGUCUAAAGAGCUUGUAAAUGCCGUGAGAAAGUCAAUCUUGGAUCCAAUGGACAGCCUGAUUAUGUAUCCUUCAAUUUGUAUCGGGAUGAACAGAUCAAACCCUUUGCAAAUGCGAUUAAUAACAGUAGCUCUCAUGCAGACUUUACCGAACGUAUCGAGCGUAUUGAGAAGUCAUCUUGUAGUUUUCUUCGAAAACAAAAUGAAAUGGACAUUGAUCAAACUCUGAAGUUGUUUGGCCAAACGAACAACGCAUCCGAGAUAGAAAUUUUACGUUCCGUAUAUCUGAAGUAUAAUGAAUUUUUUUACCAAUUCAUCGAGGAUUCACAUGAUGUUCCAGAUUACACUACGGAAGCAUCUCAGGUUGCUAACAAAGUGUUAGAAAUGAGGUUCCAAAAACCAUUUGCAAGCUGGACUAGUGAUGACAAACGAGAAAAAAUACCAAAGCUCCUGGCAGGGUUGGCCGCUGU